AUCAUAAUCUCAUCUUGCUUUGAAGGAGAUCGAUGGACCCGUACCAAGCUGUUGUUUCUGGGAUCCAAUUACAAGAUCUGUCUGAUGAGAAGAGUGAAGGAGAUUUCGCGUCCUCUGUUUCAUCGUGUAAACCUGAAGUUGGACCUGUUGAAACAUCUGUAGAGGCUAAGAGAGGUUGUUUUGACGUUGGAGCUUCAACAGCUGGAACAAAGAGAGAAUUUAGACCUGUUGAAGUAGGUGAGCUCGAUGUGAAGCAGCAACUUGAGAAGGAGUUGUCUGCUUACGGACGCAGAAAAGAAGAGUUUGAGUUUGUAUGGACUCGUCUCAUCAGUUUAGGGCUUGUAGCUGCUGGAAGUUCUCGGUUCAAGUUGAUGGAACGGUCGCUUGAUGUGGCCGAUUAUGAAAGAGGUUUGGUGUCUGGAUCUGAAUACGAAGAAGCUAUGAAGAAACACGUGGAUUUGGUGAAGAACGGGAGGUUGGAGAUAGACAACUUAAUCUUUAAUUUCAAGAAUGAGAUUAAAAAGGCUGAGAAGAAGCUUGAGCAAGACAAGAAGAAGCUUGAGCAAGAGAAGAAGAAGCUUAAGCAAGGCAAGAAGAAGAAAUGAAUUUUAAGAGUUCAAGUCCAUCUUGCUUUUCUCGGUUGUUCUCUUUACUUGACUUCUUUGUUUUGUGUUUUUUGGUUUUUUCUCACGAGUCUUAUGUCUCUUUCAAGUUUGGUUACAAAAGACUAUGAAAUAUUUACCCUACCAGAUGACCUCGUCUUUGCAAUAUAAUGCCUUAACAACU
Arabidopsis arenosa is the source of this 786-nucleotide messenger RNA. The record is from the annotation of a GenBank genome assembly. NCBI's taxonomy places the organism in Eukaryota, Viridiplantae, Streptophyta, Magnoliopsida, Brassicales, Brassicaceae.